Molecule: messenger RNA, 3753 nt
Organism: Seriola dumerili (greater amberjack)
Lineage: Eukaryota; Metazoa; Chordata; Actinopteri; Carangiformes; Carangidae
Gene: stox1
Product: storkhead box 1
Exons: 4
Coding region: 27-3368 (1113 amino acids)
Biological process (GO): positive regulation of transcription by RNA polymerase II
Cellular component (GO): cytoplasm; nucleus
Molecular function (GO): DNA-binding transcription activator activity, RNA polymerase II-specific; RNA polymerase II transcription regulatory region sequence-specific DNA binding
Source: RefSeq, a predicted model, not a curated record
UCCUGGGGCCGAUUAAGGCGUUAAAAAUGUCUCACCAGCAGCGGGUCGUCCAACUCUCCGCCGCUUCACUCGCUGUGGUCUUCGGCCCGGACGAGGAGAGUUUGCGCGCCGGCGGAGGGAAACUCAACACUAAUACUACGAGUGGUCAGGAGAUAUUUGCGGACUUCAAAGCGCAAAACUCACGUAGUUUCUGGAAUAAAAGACUCGUCAAGGCCAUAGCAGAGGUGUACUUUCAAGGAUGGAUGGAAAAUAUGGUGCUUUUCAUUCAAGGGAACGCAAACAACCUGGAGGUGCUGAGAGAAGCGUGGAUGCGCAGGGCUCUAAGGUCACCAAAGGGAUUCAUCAUUAAAGCUGUCGGUGACCUGUCCCCGGUGCAGAUGUCCCCUGUGCCCCAGUCUCAGUUCAUUCCCUUGGCUGAAGUGUUGUGCUCAGUCAUCUCAGAUAUGAACUCCUCCCAAAUCACUGUCAACCAGGAAGCACUUAUCAAUCACAUGAGCAAAGCCCACCCAGGGAUAACCAUCCCUACCCAGGACAUCCUCUAUAAUGCUCUAGGCACUCUGAUCAAGGAACGUAAGAUUUACCAUACAGGCGAAGGCUACUUUGUUGUCACCCCUCAGACCUAUUUCAUCACCAACAACAUCGUCCGAGAGAAGAAUUGGUGGACUUCUGGGUCAGCAGAUGACCCUCCUUCUCCUCCUCCCAUUACUUACCUACUGAGCAACGAUGCCUGUGUUGAGAGAACUCAGUCACUCCCAGUGGCACACUGCAAGUCUUGCAGCUGCUUCAGCCCUCUCCAAACAUCCACAAAUAUCGCCUCCACUACUGGACAAGCAACUGUCUCUCCCUCCACUGUCCCAGAUCAGCAUUCUGUCUCUGUUUCCAUAAGUGAAUGUACAGGCAAGAGCUUAAAGUGGCCUCGACAGUCAGAUCACAAACCCACAGUGCAGCAUCAGUCCACCUCCACGGCAGCAGACUGUCAGGCAAGUGAGAUCAGCAAAACUACAGCCACUACUAAUGCCACGAGCCGCAAAGAAAAAGACAACAAACCAGGGAGGAAGUUUGGUCUCAGUUUGUUCCGAAGGAAUGGAGGGAAAAAAGAGAAGCCAAAGAAAGAGUAUGCAUCUUUUUCAGGCCAGUUUCCUCCAGAAGAAUGGCCAGUAAGAGACGAGGACGACCUGAACAACUUACCCCGUGACCUGGAGCACGCUAUCAUCAAACGCAUCAACCCUGAACUGACUGUGGACAAUUUGACACGCCACACAGUCCUAAUGAAGAAGCUGGAGGAGAGGAGGGAGAAGGGGAUAGACAGAGUGUUGGACAGGUGUCUGGAUAAAGACGAUAAGGGAGUGAACAAAGGAAUGUCUACUGAGAUCCUAACAAUGUCAAAACCCAGGCAUCAUCACUCCUCUAAGGCAGGGGCAGGGAAAAGAUAUGCUCUGAAGGCCUCUCGCAGCAAGAGGAGGGCCCACUCAUCCAGAGAGAAGCAAAGGGAAAGGGAGAAGGAGAGGGUUAAGAGUAAGGCUCCCAUAUGUGCGGAUGAUUAUCCAGAGGGGGACGAUUUGAUCCCUACUCGGCUCAGAGUGGAAAUCCCUGUUGAUGAACCAGAUCAAGUGGAAGAAGGUGGAGCUGUUGAGGGAAAAUCUCUUUAUAAGAAACGAAUUGAAAACCCUUUCCAGACUCAUCCAAUCAAAGACGCAGCUGAUGCUGUAAUUCCUGCCACCAUCAACAGAGAGCAUAGAAGACGAGAGGUGAAAGAGGGCAAGGCUUCAAGGCCAGGCAGGAAGGAACGAACGAGUCACCGCUCAAAAUCAUGGGACCCACAUCGAGCCAAAGUGAUUACAACAGAUGGAGAGCAUGCAGGGAAAUCCCCUACAUCUGAGGACAGGUACGACUGUGUCCAUGAGAGGGACAUUACUGCUGAUCAUGUGCUCCAAGAAGACCUAAAGUUCAACGGAGAGCUGCCACUAGACUACAGCUCAGCCUACCCACAGAGCAGCACACUCCGGAUAGAUGAUAAGGUCAGACAUCAGAGGGAGGGAAACAGCAAGGAGAGCUGGGAGAGAGAAGGCAAAAAUGCACCUUUUCAGGAGGCAGAGUACAACAGUGUGCCAGACCACAGCCAAACUAUAGAUAAUGGUCUCUCUAGCAUCCAACAGUACUCCAAUACUAAUAGCAUUCUCCCUAUGCUUCCCUAUGAGCCUGUCAUCAACCACCCAUAUGACCCGUCUUUGCCCUGGCCCAAGCCCUCUUUACAACGGAAACACUCCCUCAGACUCUCCAACCCACAGAGGGAUGAUAUACAGAGGCCUGAUGAGCUCUUUUCACACCAGCAGGCCUGUGAUACUACAGCCACCCAGGAACAACAGGACAUUAGAACCGUCACUAUCAAUAAUAGAGUGCAAAGGGCCUUGAGCCAGGGAGAAAGGCCAGAGUUGAUAGCUGACAGCACUCCCUCAGUAACAAACACUGAUGACUUAAGAGAGGACGACUACAGGCUCUAUCAGAGAGCAGAUGAGCAGGAGGAUGAGGAUGCCUGCAGCUCCUUGUGUCUGAACGAGGAUGAGAUUAUUGAUGCUGCAAAUGUGUACCGAACAAGUGUAGCAGACUACCGUGGCCACCAGUUGGUUUACCAUAACUGUGAAUCUGAUUUGAUAUAUGAGGGACCCCACAGUCACUAUUUCAAUUCUAACUUUCACCAACCACAAGAUUCAAGGGACAGCACUUUGAAAGAUCUCAUUCCCUCAGCAACUCAGAGGGACCCUUCCCUCAGCCCCACCAGACCUGGAGAGACCAACUGGAGACUCCACCAUCACCAUCAGAGUACUAGAUCAGCAGGGGCUCAUAGUGAAUCCAACCCCAGGCAAGGUACAUUGAUCCAGGGGGAAAAACGCCACGAGGUCAACCUUGAUUUGGAUCGUCCCGAACCAUCUGAAGUUGCAGACAGUAGCAUCUUUGACUACUGCCAGACUAGUGAGAUAGAAUCAGACACUGAGACCGUCCGUAAGUCGGCUGAUGAGGGAGAUGGUGAAUCUGCUCACUGGGCAGCUGAGGUGGAAGAAGUGCAUGAGGAUGAGUUUGAUGAGACAAGUGUUCCUCAGACUCACAGAGCUGUUCUGGGUAUGCCCAGUGGAGCCAGAGGGUCUCAGAUUGGGGAAGGAGUGGAAAUUGGAGAGAACCAGAGCAUCACAGGAGACAGUGGUAUAGAUUCUCCUCGGACCCGUGUCAGUCUGGCUUCCAGCAAUACUGUCAUUCUUGAGGGUCUCAAGAGAAGAGGCUUUUUACAAAACCUGGAGAAACUGCAUUCAAAGAGCAGCACCAUUCGAACGCAGAGCUCACUGCUGCAGCUAACUCCUGUCAUGAACGUAUAGCAGGUCUACGCCCCCUGCUGAAGCUUCGUGUUGGAAGUAUGAAAAGGUCAAAACAAUGUGCUUGAAUCUCCCGCUCUGUGUAAUUGCUAUCAUCAUACCCAUCACAACAGGGGUCUGUGUACAGAUGUAUAGUAUAUAUUGUUUCUUUUUGUAAAUAAUUUUAGAGGUAAUAUGCUAUGAUUUAUCCAUUCAUGGAUUACCUUGUGUAUGUGUUGUUAAAUACAUGGUAUAUCAGCAUCCUUUUUUGUGAUACAAAUGUACAGUUUUCUUUCUCUACACAUCUCAUUGCUUAAAAUGUCUUAAAAUGUUCAUAACAGCAAUAACAUGAUCUAGCAUUUCCUUUUAUCUCGUUAAGUAGCAUUUACCACAAAUAAAAUUGUGUAUA